AUGGAAUGCCAACGGAUUAAUACAAAGGAGCUUAAAACAUUCCUAAUAGAUCACAAUAUAGACAUAAUGCUUAUCUCAGAAACUCAUUGCACAAAAAAGUGUUACUUAAAAAUUCCAAGAUACAGUAUUUAUGACACACAACAUCCGGAUGGCACCGCUCAUGGAGGAACAGCAAUAAUCGUGAAAUCAACAAUAAAACACUACGUAAAUGAGAGAUAUCAAAAAGAUUACCUCCAGGCAACUAGUAUUACAGUGGAAGAUCAGAUCGGGCCAAUAACGUUAGCAUCGGUAUAUAGUCCCCCGAAGCAUAUAAUAAAACAAGAACAAUACACACAUUUCUUCAAAACUCUAGGAAACAGAUUUAUUGCUGGAGGUGAUUACAAUGCUAAGCAUCCUUGGUGGGGUUCAAGAUCUCAUAUACCCACUCCGAAGGGACGACAACUGUAUCAAGCCAUACUGGGAAAUAACCUAAAUGCUCUAUCAACAGGCGAACCAACGUACUGGCUUACAGAUCGGAGGAAGGUACCAGAUGUAAUAGAUUUUUGCAUAACAAAAGGAAUAUCAGAACACUACUUAAAAAUAGAAUCGUGCUUGGACUUGUCCUUCGAUCAUUCUCCAUUGGUAGUCACUGUAAGUUCACAGUUAAUAAAUAAAAAAUUACCAUUCUCCUUUCACAAUAAAAAAACCAACUGGAAAUUAUAUAAAAAAACUGUAAAUGACCAAAUUUCAUGCAAUAUACCUCUCAAAACAGCUGAAGACUUAGAACUAGCAGUAAAUAAAUUUAAUACAAUAAUACAAGGAGCAGCAUGGACGGCCACUCCUGAGAUUAAAUCAAGGGAGACACAAGUUGAAUGCACAAUAAAUGUGAAAGAUAAAAUAAUAGAAAAAAGGAAGCUUAGAAAAGUAUGGCAAACAACGCGUUCCCCUCACGACAAAGCAAAGUUGAAUAAAGCAGGAAAACAAAUAAAACAAUUACUAAACGAGGAAAAAAACAAAGCGAUAGAAGACUAUUUAAAAAAUCUCUCAGCAUCCGAAGCAACAGACUAUUCCUUGUGGAAGGCCACCAAAAAAAUAAAGAAUCCACAACAAUCGAUACCGCCUCUACGACUAUUAAAUGGUAAAUGGGCUAGAAGCAGUAAGGACAAAGCGAAAUUAUUUGCUGAACAUCUUGUAAAAGUAUUUAAGCCAUUCCCUCCAAAAUCCGCAGAAGACAUAGAAGAAGAAGAAAAAAUUCAACGUUAUCUGGAAGCGCCUUUACAAAUGGAAAUGCCCAUCAAGAAUAUAAAAAUUAAAGAAGUAAGCAACAUGAUAAUAAAGGAUCUAAAUGUAAAACAAGCACCUAGUUAUGACCUGAUAACAGGCAAAAUGUUAAAAGAACUGCCACAAAAAGCUUUGAGACUACUAACAAUCAUUUAUAAUGCAAUAUUAAGAUUAAGUUAUUGUUCGUAA
Vollenhovia emeryi is the source of this 1449-nucleotide messenger RNA. RefSeq names its product RNA-directed DNA polymerase from mobile element jockey-like. The coding region runs from base 1 to 1449 and encodes 482 amino acids. The record is from RefSeq and is a predicted model, not a curated record. The transcript has a single exon. Gene Ontology annotation, molecular function: catalytic activity. Lineage: Eukaryota; Metazoa; Arthropoda; Insecta; Hymenoptera; Formicidae.